Molecule: messenger RNA, 1809 nt
Organism: Hermetia illucens (black soldier fly)
Lineage: Eukaryota; Metazoa; Arthropoda; Insecta; Diptera; Stratiomyidae
Gene: hdm
Product: protein hold'em
Exons: 3
Coding region: 297-1700 (467 amino acids)
Biological process (GO): resolution of meiotic recombination intermediates
Molecular function (GO): single-stranded DNA 3'-5' DNA exonuclease activity; single-stranded DNA binding
Source: RefSeq, a predicted model, not a curated record
GAACUGAUAAAUAUCGCGAGUUUUAGAAAACGACCCGAGCGUGCUCCACACUCACCCGUGGAUGGUCAUAUGUGUUUUGACUUUUCAGUGCUGACAGCAUGGUAAGCAUGUGCGAUGGUGGGGAAGUGCGGAACACAUGUUCCCAAACUGUUUGCUGGAGAAAGGUAAACAGGAAAUUGGUACAAAACGAUUGCAGCGCCACCGGCAAAUAUUAUCAAAAAAUAAUUUCCGUGUAUCGCGGGCGGUUACAUUAGUCGAAAGUUUCAUUCGAAAUUUUAUCACGAUCACAUUGCAAAAUGUCGGAAAUACGCCGCAAACGACUACAAGAACUCCGUUUCGAAUCAACGAACGUAGUGGUCGUCGCUUUAAUCAUUGGAAAAACAACUCCGCGAACUUUCAAGUCCAAGCGCUCAGCCGACACAAUGGCUGUUCUCACAUUUACCGUUCGCGACUCCAAGCAGUUCUUCACAAAUUGCAUCUGUUGGGGUUCUGAUUCGAAAAUCAACGGCUAUUACCAGAAAUAUCGUCUCGGCGAUUUAAUCGACAUAAUUUCGCCUCAAGUUACACCGAUUCCACAAAGUGGUCGAGAAUUUCAUCCGAAAACUUCAACUCCAUUUGCAUUGACUGUGAAUGAAGGAAACGCUUCCAUUGAGCCGCAUUCAUUCGACACGGCUCUGGCUACGGAAAUUCGGUCACUUGCUCGUCAGCCAAUUAAGCCAGUAAGUUUGGCUUUAAGUCUCGCUGAUGUGAGUUCAAGCGGGUCUACUACAAGCGGACAGUUCGUUGAUCUUUUUGUAGCUGUGAGGCUGACUAGGCCUGUAAGGACGAUUAUAGCCAGAAAAACGGGUGAGCAGAUGCGCUGUAUUGAAGUAAUUGUCACGGAUAGGAGCUACCCAGCCGGAAUGCUCUUCAGUAUUUGGCACGAGGAAUGGAUUGAACGAGCCGAGAAGCGGUGGAAGCCCAAUGAAACGGUUCUGUACCUUAUAGAUGUCAGGCUUGAUUAUUCGACGUUUUACAAGCGACCUGUGCUGAGUUUUACUAGCAAAACGGUUAUUCUUGAAGAUCCAAAUGUAAAAGAAACCCAGCAGUUGGUAGAACAUGCGUCAACUGUGUCGCUUACCAGUUUGGACUUUGCUCCUCAGAGCAUUCCUGAUCCGAAUACAAUAACAACAGUUAUGACUGUUCAGCAAAUUUAUGAUCGGAGCGAUGGAGCCAUUCGUGAUGAUAGUGAUCAGUUUACAGCUGUCAUUUAUGGAGUUGUCACUCGAUUUGAUUUAGAUGGAUCAUCUCGAUGUUUUUCAAAAAGAUGCAAAUACUGCAAACGAAUAACAUCCCUUCAGCAGGACGUUUGCAGCAAUGACCAAUGUCAAAUGGAUAUAUCUUUUAACAGUUCGGGUUUAAACAGUUUCGAGUUUUAUUUUGACAUCAGUAUCCAUCUCACUGAUCACACAGGCACAUUGACUGAAUGUCGGUUGAUGAAUAAUUUCGCUGAAGCAGCUUUAAGUUGCACCACUCAACAGUUUCAAUUCAUGAAAGCAUCAAAUAGGACCGAACUCAAAUGGAAGUUUCUUAUGGAAAGAGUUUGUACCAAAGUUGUUGUCAAGAAAAAGUCAGUAACGCGAAUGAAUUUAUUUAUAAUGAUAUUAGAUAUGAAGCCAAUUGGUUUGGAUGAGGUGGCUGAAAAUGUCUUAGUUUAUUAAAAGUGUUUCUAAGUCUCAAUAUUAUCCUUGAAACGUAAAGUAAAAAAUACUUUUCCAUUUCAAAUUCAAAUCGACUUAUAAUAAAUAAAUAAAAAUAGAACCAAGUUAA